This is a messenger RNA of Lolium rigidum, 705 nucleotides long. RefSeq lists its product as uncharacterized. Lineage: Eukaryota; Viridiplantae; Streptophyta; Magnoliopsida; Poales; Poaceae. The record is from RefSeq and is a predicted model, not a curated record. The coding region runs from base 99 to 350 and encodes 83 amino acids. The transcript is spliced from 4 exons.
CGGAUGCACGCCGACGGGUGCGGGAGUGGUGGUAGUUCGCUCUCUGCGGCAGCGAGGUGGUUGGCUCCCUCGACGGAUGCGCGCCGUCGGGUGCGGGAAUGGUGCGCCGAUGGUUGCGGGAAUGGUGGUGGUUAGAUCGCUGCGGCGGAUGUGGGGAAAAGGAACGAGCGGCCGUGGCGGCGAGGUGGUCGGCUCCCUUGACGGAUUCGCGCUCCUGCAGGACCCGUGAUGAACACCGACGAGUUCGGCAUCCCGUUCAUGACCACUUCAGAAGCAGUGCUGAAGGCAAAGAAGUUAAAAAGGAUAUCAGGAAGUUGUUCUACGAGUUUGGUGAGCAAAAGUUCAGUUAAGCACUAAUAUGCCGGAAGCUACGACGACCGUUGAUCGAACGACCAAUGCCACAGAGUCAUCCUAGUCAUCUUCGCGCCAUUUGAACUCAGCAAACCAGCACUUUACAGCUGGCACCUUAUCAGUUCAACUAUUCUGUUUUUUGUCGGAUUGUUCGCUUGCUUUUCCUUUUAAUCCCACUCAUCCGAGGAGAAGAUCAUCUAUUCUAGUAUUAGGGUAUUUGCCUGUCCGCCAAUGUUUGUGGUAUGGCUAUGUUGUGUCUUUGUAAUCCACUGAAUUCCUCUCAAAUUAAGCUAUAUAUCUGAAUGUAUCUGAAUGUUGAAUAUUGUUCAUCAGUAGUUAAUUUCAUUUGAGGUC